AUGGCGUACCACAAAUUCAGCACUGCCAGCAAAUACAAGAGAGUCGUCACCGGCAAUAACUGCCCUCUUGAUCGACAACUCAGAGGCAUCAAAGCCAGUCGACACGAGUUCCGAGUGACUCACGCAAGAGAGGUCGCUGCUAAUGAGGCAGCUCGCAAAGCCAGUAUCGCCCGGAAAGUGCAACACCACCGAGCUGAGGCGCAAGCAUCCCAGUGGGAGGAUGUACCAAUGGCGCCGAUGGAUGACUAUGACAUGGGUCCGGGAGAUCAUUCUUUCGACUUUGUUGACGAGAGACUGAAGUGGCUUAACGCCCCGAGCUCUGGGAGUGUUAGAAAGGGUGCUGAGGUAUCGAUUGAGGCCGCUUCUACGUCUCAAAAUCCUCCCACCGCCCUCCCAACAUCUUCCACCCCUGCUUCGGGCGCCUCUGCUGCUCCAAGUGUCGAGGAGGGCAGGCCGACGGUCAUCCCACAAGUCGGCGAGAAGAGACGGCGAGAUGACGUAGAUAUUGCUGAGAUUGGAGUGGAUAAUGGCGGAGAAAAAGAUGUAGGAGGUGACACAGUCGGCAACACUCAUAAAACCAGCAAACAUUCACCAAUACCCCCUGAUCUAGAUCGAACCCCUCAACCAUCUUCGUCCCCUUCAUUGACGAACGACACUCCUCCUGUGAGCGAGCAUGAGCAGAAACACCGGAAAAAGUCAGAACGAGGUGCGGACGUUGAUCCCCUUCACCCUCUCUCAGAACCGGUGCAGGCUGUGAAGGCUCUUUAG
Messenger RNA from Cryptococcus wingfieldii CBS 7118, 768 nucleotides. RefSeq lists its product as hypothetical. The record is from RefSeq and is a predicted model, not a curated record. NCBI's taxonomy places the organism in Eukaryota, Fungi, Basidiomycota, Tremellomycetes, Tremellales, Cryptococcaceae. The transcript is spliced from 2 exons. Bases 1 to 768 code for a protein of 255 amino acids.